Exophiala oligosperma is the source of this 612-nucleotide messenger RNA. RefSeq lists its product as uncharacterized. The record is from RefSeq and is a predicted model, not a curated record. The coding region runs from base 1 to 612 and encodes 203 amino acids. The transcript has 2 exons. Lineage: Eukaryota; Fungi; Ascomycota; Eurotiomycetes; Chaetothyriales; Herpotrichiellaceae.
AUGCAACAACCGAGGCAAGUCAUCCACGGUCAAGGGACAUCGCUCCACCGCGACAUGCUGUGGGAUAGCGAUCAGAUAUCCUGGAUCUACACCACAGCAGCGGCUGGAUUCUCGUCAGUGCUUCUAGCGGGCUACCUAAUCUCUCCGUCAACAUAUGCAUCUAUUAGCCACGUUGGCGCUGUUAGCACGGGAAAAGUUGAGACAUCCGUCAUGAUGGCCGUGCACUAUGUUCCCCUCAUCGUGGUGGCAUCUGUUUUCUGCUUUAUCGCUUCAGCCGGCCUCGGGUGGCUGUGGUGGAAGUGCCAGCACAAUUACUACUGGGUCAAACGUAACACUGUUGUACCUACACUCACCAAUUCUGCCAUGGGACUGAUGUCGACCAUCAUCAACAUAUACACGGCGAGGCACGGCCAGUGGUCAAUUACUGCCAUCAUUUCCGGUUGCGUCAUUGGUGCCUGGCUCACGCUUUCGAUUGUCGUGUUCAUCAUAUACGACAUCAUCUUGAUCCCUCGAAUUGAGAAAAAAGAUGUAGAAUGGGGGAGAAGAAUUAAUGCCUCUUCUUCUGCAACCCACUACGGUAUUGCCCUGAUUAGGUCAGCGAGAAGAAAAUAA